Messenger RNA from Naegleria lovaniensis, 537 nucleotides. RefSeq lists its product as uncharacterized. The transcript is spliced from 2 exons. Lineage: Eukaryota; Heterolobosea; Eutetramitea; Acrasida; Naegleriidae. Gene Ontology annotation, molecular function: G-protein beta/gamma-subunit complex binding; guanyl nucleotide binding; G protein-coupled receptor binding. Gene Ontology annotation, cellular component: heterotrimeric G-protein complex. Gene Ontology annotation, biological process: adenylate cyclase-modulating G protein-coupled receptor signaling pathway. The coding region runs from base 1 to 537 and encodes 178 amino acids. The record is from RefSeq and is a predicted model, not a curated record.
AUGUUCCUAUUCACAGGUAAACGCAAAUCACGUCCCGGUUGUCCAGUGGUUCUACCACUACCACCUCCUCCAGAACCACCUGUUGAACCAACUCCACCCCCAACCAAGAUUUUACUUCUCGGAACCUUUGAGAGUGGAAAAAGUACCAUCCGAAUACAGACACGACUCCUCUUUGGUCAUGUAUUUUCAACGAAAGAAAAGAUCAAAAUCAAAGUAUUCAUCAUUCGAAACAUUAUUGAAAAUAUGAGACAAAUGCUACGAGCCACUCAAACGCUCCAUCUGGACAUGUCCACGGAAGAGAAUCGACAGCGAAAAGAAAAGAUUUUAGCCAUGCACCCUCGUGUGUUGUUGAAUCCAAAAGAUGACAUUUGGAAUGAAACACUCGUUCAAGAUCUUGAAGAAUUGUUGAAAGAUCCUGCCAUUCUUCAAGUUCUUGCGAGAAGAAAUGAAUUUAUCAUUCACGACUGUGCCACUUACUUUUUUGAUCAUUUACAUCGAAUUGCAAAUAAGGAUUAUGUUCCAUCGAUGAAGAUUUGA